Molecule: messenger RNA, 930 nt
Organism: Symbiodinium necroappetens
Lineage: Eukaryota; Dinophyceae; Suessiales; Symbiodiniaceae
Source: the annotation of a GenBank genome assembly
AUGGCUCUGCUUUUCCAAUCGGAUCUCGACCGCCCGGCCACCUGGGUCCCCGCACUGCGCAAGGCCCUUCCCGACCAUGACAUCCGCGUCUGGCCCGACCUCGGCGACCCGGCCGAGAUCGACUACGUGCUGGCCUGGAAGCCGCCGGCCGGGUUUCUCGCCAGCCUGCCCAACCUCAAGGCGGUCCUCUCGAUCGGCGCCGGCAUCGACCACCUGACCCGCGAUCCCGAUCUGCCGCGCCACCUGCCGCUGGUGCGCAUGGUCGAGCCGGGGUUGACCGCCGGCAUGACCGAGUUCGUGGUGAUGCAGACCCUGUUCCAUCACCGCCGCAUGCUGGACUACCGCGACCAGCAGGCGCGCAAGCUGUGGGAAGAGAAGCCGCCGGUCGCGCCCUGGCAGCGCCGGGUCGGCGUCAUGGGCCUGGGCGAGCUGGGCGCCGACGCCGCCACGCACCUGGCCCACCUGCGCUUCGACGUGGCCGGCUGGUCGCGUACGCGCCGCGCGCUGGAGGGGGUGCGCUGCUUCGCCGGGGCCGCGGAGCUGUCGGCCUUCCUGGCGCGCACCGACAUCCUGAUCUGCCUGCUGCCGCUGACCGAGGCGACCGAGUCGCUGCUCAACGCCGAGCUUUUUGCCCAGCUUCCCGAGGGUGCCUCGGUGAUCAACGUCGGCCGCGGCGAGCAUCUGGUCGAGGCCGACCUGCUGGCGGCGCUCGAGUCCGGCCGGCUCGACUCCGCCACGCUCGACGUCUUCCGCAGCGAGCCGCUGCCGGCGGACUCGCCCUUCUGGAGCCAUCCGCGCGUGGUGGUCACCCCGCACAUCGCCUCGAUGACCAUUCCCGAGACGGCCGCCGUCGCCGUGGCCAAGGCCAUCGCCACGCUGGAGGCCGGCGGCACCCCGCCCGGCCUGGUCGACCUCGGCCGGGGCUAUUGA